UAUUUUAAAGACCGUAACUCAUUUAAUUUAGUCAAAAAGUAUAUUUUAUCCUAUUGGUUCACAUCUAACAAUACACAGCCUUAAAACGCUCACGUUAUAAGCACAUAACUUUUUCUAACCUAAUCACAAAAGCACUACUUUAUAACUAUAGAUUUUUUUCAAAAUCAAAUCCCCAAACUCGUCCAGCUGUCGCCCAUAAGCGCGUCUGCAGGCAAAUACAUUAAAAUCGGGAUGAUUUUGGUGUGUUUUAAACAUCAACAAGAACAAAUUCAUCUCUUCGUCGUGAGCGCGCACCGAGACAGACAGCCGCGCGCUCCCGUCUGAGCAUGGAUGCGUGUGAGCGUGCGCGCGCGUGUGUGUGUAGCAGAGAGGAGAGCCGAGCAGGCAGGAGAGGGAUUCCAUCCAGAGAGGAGGAAGCACAGCAUCGCUACGAGUGGACACGCUGAAUGAAGACACCCGCCGAGGAAGACGAAGAAGAUUGAAGGACGGAAACCAGACGGGUCAGAGGAGGACUUUUCUGCGUGAGUCAACGUGCACGUGACGGGGGCAGACCCUGGUGAUGGUGAGGAUGAUGGCCAGGGCUCGCUUGCUGAUGCUGGUCUUGCUGGGACACCUCGCCAGCGCUGUGGAGGUCCCGCUAGACCUGGCGCAGCCGCCCACCAUAACUCACCAAUCCCCCAAGGAUUACAUCAUUGACCCCCGGGAGAGCAUCGUCAUUCACUGUGAUGCAAAAGGGAAGCCUCAUCCCAGUUUCUCCUGGACGCGAAACGGAAGCCACUUUGACGUGGAGCAGCACGCCAACGUGCACAUGAAGUCCCACUCGGGGACGCUGGUGGUGGACAUCAGCAGAGAGAGGGCGGAGCAUUACGAGGGCGUGUACCAGUGCACGGCCAGGAACAAACACGGAACCGCCGUUUCCAACAACAUUGUGGUGCGACAGCCGAUUGAAUUUUCCAUCUUAAGAGCGCUACUGAAAGGGUCGCCCCUGUGGUCCAAAGAAAAGAUCAAGCCAAUCGUCAUCCAGGAGGGCGUGUCCCUGAAGUUGCCAUGUCGACCCCCUGCCGGCUUCCCCCCUCCCAUCGUCUUCUGGAUGGACAACAACUUCCAGAGGUUGCCUCAGAGCAAGCGGGUGUCCCAGUCUUUGAACGGAGAUCUCUACUUCUCCAACGUGCUUCGCGAGGACUCGCGCAACGACUACAUCUGCUACGCCCGCUUCCCGCACACGCAGACCAUCCAGCAGAAGCAGCCAAUCACCGUCAAGGUCCUCGACCUGGAUGCAAUCAAUGACACAAUGGCAGCUUUUUUCAAUGACACUGAUUUAUUUAGUGAGGAGCCAGUGGAUGAGCGGAGGCCCACGUUCCUCAUCCCGGCCGUUCCCUCCAGCUCCAAGAUGGUACUCCGUGGCCACGUGCUGGAGAUGGAGUGCAUCGCGGAAGGACUGCCCACUCCUGACAUCUCCUGGGCCAAAGUGAGCGGCGAGCUCCCAGCCACACGAACGUCCUUCCUGCACUACCAGAAAACGCUCCGUGUGGUCAACGUGUCCGAAGCGGACGCCGGGGAAUAUCGCUGCACCGCCAGAAACCGGCACGGCACGGCGCACCGCACCGUCCACGUCACCAUCAAAGCUGCUCCAUAUUGGAUCAGCGGCGCUCCCAGGAAUCUGGUCCUGGCGCCAGGAGAGAAUGGCGUGCUGACAUGCAGGGCCAGCGGGACGCCCAAGCCCAGCAUCCGGUGGGCCAUGAAUGGCAUCCCCAUAGACAAUUCCCCAAAGGAUCCCAGCCGUAACGUGGAGGACGAUACCAUCAUCUUCAGUGACGUGCAGAUGGGCUCCAGCGCCGUGUACCAGUGUAACGUCUCCAACGAAUACGGAUACCUGCUGGCCAACGCCUUCGUCAACGUCUUAUCCGAGCCGCCCAGAGUGCUGACGCCGGCCAACAAAGUCUACCAGGUGAUCAAGAACCACCCGGCCUUGAUGGACUGCGCGUCCUUCGGCUCGCCCGUCCCCCAAAUCACAUGGUUCAAGGACAGUCGUUUCGGCACCCUUGAUGCUGAAACGCACAACGUUCACAACAACGGAACUUUAGAAAUCCACGUCGCUCAGUCCAGGAAUAGCGGCAAAUAUACCUGCGUGGCCCAAAACUCUCUCGGUAUUUACGAGAAUCACGUCCACCUGGAGGUCAAAGAAGCGACGCGCAUCCUGAAGCAGCCAGAGUACCGAGUGAUCCAGCGGGGAAGAUCGGUGGCGUUUGAGUGCAAAGUCAAGCACGACCCGUCACUGGUGCCGACGAUGACCUGGCUUAAGGACCACGGAGAGCUCCCCGAUGAUGAGAGAUUCAUCGUGGACUCCGACAGCCUCACCAUCACCGACGUGACGGAGGGUGACGCCGGCGUUUACACGUGCAUCAUGAACACAACUCUGGAUCACGACUCCGCCAGCGCCGAGCUCACUGUUGUCGAGGUGACCCCCAGGCCGACUGUUGUCAACGAACGACCCGAACCCCCGACUGACCUGGAGCUGACCGACCAGAAAAAAAGGAGCGUUCAACUCACGUGGAUUCCCGGGGAUGAGCAUAACAGUCCUAUUCAAAAGUUUGUGAUCCAGUUUGAGGACACCCUCCAUCACCAUCGAGGUCACUGGCACAAUCUGACAGAGGUGUCAGGAAGCAAGACCACAGCCCACCUCAAGCUGUCCCCGUACGUCCACUACACCUUCCGAGUCCUGGCCGUCAACUCCAUGGGGGUCAGUCAGCCCAGUUUGCCCUCCAAGGUGUUUAAGACGGACGCUGCAGCUCCAGAUGAGAAUCCAGCAGAUGUGCAUGGAUUUGGGACAGAACACGACAAUCUGGUCAUUUCAUGGAAGCCUCUAUCAGGUCUGCAGGCUAACGGACCAGGUCUGCAUUAUCGAGUGAUGUGGAGACAGAAGAUGAUGGACAGCGAGUGGACCGCUGUGACCGUAGCGAACAACUCCAAGUUUGUGGUGUCCGGAACGCCCACGUUUGUUCCGUAUGAGAUCAAAGUUCAAGCGGUGAACGACUACGGGGCGGCGCCCGAGCCUGCCGUUGCCCACGGUUACUCCGGUGAAGAUCUGCCGGUUUCGGCUCCAGACUCGGUGCAGGCUUACGUGUUGAACAGCACCCUAGCGGAGGUCCACUGGGUGCCCGUCCCUCCCAAACUCAUACGUGGAUACCUGAAAGGAUAUCACGUGUACUACUGGAGAGAGCGCAGCCUCCACAAAAACAACCCCCAUCACACGGAGAAGCAGAUCCUGACCCUCAACGGGAACCACAGCCACGCCAAGCUGCCUGGCCUGCAUCCGUUUAGCCUCUACUCCUUCAACGUCAGGGUCUACAACGGCAAGGGGGAGGGGCCUCCGAGUGCCACCCAGCAGUUUGAGACGCCAGAAGGAGUUCCCGGAGCUCCUUCCUCCCUGACUGUCACCAACACCAACGUAGACUCUCUGAGCCUGGACUGGAAGCCUCCUCAUGAGCGCAAUGGAGUCCUGACGGGCUACACCCUCAAAUAUCAGCCAGUCAAUAGCUCCAAUGAGCUGGGUCCAGAGGAGGAGCUGGCCCUGGCCGCCAAUGAGACUUCGGUCACUUUGCUCAACCUCAAGUACAGCACGCGCUACAAGUUUUAUUUGAAUGCCAAAACGCACAAAGGAGUGGGGCCGGCCGUUACGCAGGAAGCGCUCACCAUCAUGGACGAAGCACUCGUGACUGAUGCGGAUGACGACAUGGGCGCGGGCCAGAGCGCCCCGACGGCGAGUCCUUUCGGGAGUGUUAAUUCCUCCGUGGGCGAGGACGGGGUCCUGAUCAGUUGGGAGUACUGGGGCCCGGAGAAAAGCAUUUCUUUAGAGUACAUAGCGGACAACAGUGAAGACCAGGUGUGGCAGAAAAAGCCGGUGAACGCCUCUCACAGCUUUGUGCUGAGGGGCCUCAAGGAGGGUGUGUCCUAUAGGGUGCGCUUGGCGGCCAAAGGUCUGGCCGAGCAAGAGCCCCACCGCUCCAAGGAGCUCGUGGUGACGGUACCAGCCGUGGCCAGCAGACAGGUGGACAUCGCCACGCAGGGUUGGUUCAUUGGCCUGAUGUGCGCCAUCGCCCUCCUGAUCCUCAUCCUGCUCAUCAUCUGCUUCAUCCAGAGGAACAAAGGAGGCAAAUAUCCAGUCAAAGAGAAGGAGGACGCUCAUACAGACCCGGAGUUCCAGCCCAUGAAGGAUGAAGACUGUACUUUUGGGGAAUACAGUGACAAUGAGGACCAUAAACCUUUAAAAGGGAGCCGCACGCCAUCGAGCGGGACGGUUAAGCGAGACGACAGUGACGACAGUUUAGUGGACUACGGGGAAGGAGGUGAUGGCCAGUUCAACGAGGACGGCUCCUUUAUCGGCCAGUAUAGCGGAAAGAGUGCCAGCCGGGAUGCCGUCGAGGGCCCGGAGAGCUCGGAGGCGCCGUCCCCGGUUAACGCCAUGAACUCUCUUCUGCCCGCUUUUUAGUGGAAGCCGUGUAAAACUGAAAAACAAUACAUAGGUACAUUCAGGUAUGCUACACAUGACGAUAUGAGCAAUGGGUACUGAAGUAAAAUACGAACAAAUAUGUCAUCAAAUGUAAAUAGUAUCAAUGGAAUAUCGUACAUAAGGAUAUAAAAUUCAAUAAACGUACAGUUUGUGCUUGUUCAAGAACAACACAAACGAGGAUGGCUGGAGAUAAGAUGCGACUGUCUCCACCAGACACCGUGUAAACAAAAAUGGCCGAUUCAAAUUAACUUUAUGACUAAACAGCCGACCACAAUUAACACAACCACUAGAGGGUGCCAAAUACACGAAAUAAAUCACAUACUAAUUUGAGGGACAGAACAAACUCUUUUGUGUGAUGCGCACUCGACCGACGUCACAAAGAUCACAAACGAAAUUCAUUUCAUUAAUACGUUAAUAAUUAGCCAUAACCUCUUAUUACUAUGUUCAAAUAGUAAACAAACAUUACCACGUCACUACAAUGCAGUACCUAGUACAGGAAAUAGCCCACACGGCUUUUAAUCAACAGUAGUGUGCUAACGUCACUUAUUUGCUUCUACAUUAUCAGCUAAUAUUAGCAUAUUUGCCUCUUGUUAGCAAGAAUAUGAGCCAAAAAAAUGCUAAAUUAGCUCCUAAUACCGCAGAAAAACACAAAUUUCACGUGUUCAUUCAUCGCCAUUGACGCCUGCCAAAGUACGUAGCCAAACCUCGACUAGCUAACAUCGUGCUAACAUCGUUAUUUCCCGAAAUUACUUGGAAUCACUCACUCAGUAAAUCCAUUUAAUCAAUAAAAAUCGACCUAAAAUCGGCUUAUAUUAAGACACUAAGUUAAUCAUCCAUUAAAACGUUUUUUUAGCCUCCACUGGCUAGCUGGUUUAGCUAGUUGCAUGCUAGGUUAAUUGCCGACAAAUUGUCCACAAGUAUAAAUAUAGGUGUUAAUGUUUGUUUGACAGCCGGGAUAGGCACUAGCAUACCCCCGCGACCCUCGUGAGGAUAAGCGGCAUAGAAAACCAGUUAGCACGAUAGCGAGCAGUAUCACUCAAACACAGUUUUAGCGGUAAGUGCUAAUGUAAAACAUACAAGGCAAGAGUUGGCGGGUUUGCUAGUCAGCUAGUUAGCUUGUUAGCAAGGUUACAACAAUUUUGUGUAAAACCUUCUAGUUGCUAACCCUACUUUUACCAAACGUUAAUUCAGUGUAAAAGUUAAUUGGGCAGUACAUAAACUAUUGCACAAAGCUAAAAGGACAAGGUUUUCCUAGUUAGCGUGCUAAUUCAUGUGUCCGUUAGCUAUGUCGACCCACACUCGGAAAGCUAGUUUGCUAAUGUAAAACGUACAAGGCAAGACUUGGCGGGUUUGCUAGUCAGCUAGUGAUUUAUCAGCUAGCUAGUUAGCAAGGUUACAACAAUUUCUUGUAAAACCUUCCAGUUGCUAACCCUACUUUUACCAAACGUUAAUUCAGUGUAAAAGUUAAUUGGGCAGCUAGCUACUGUAGCUAGCAUCAGCAUCAAAAGGACAAGGUUUUCCUAGUUAGCGUGCUAAGUCAUUUGUCCGUUAGCUAUGUCGACCCACACUUGGAAAGCUAGUUUGCGUUUCAACAGAACUGAGGAGGAAGCCGUUGCAUUUUAGCUAGCAGAACAUAGCCUUGCUCGCUAACCAACAAAAAAAAAAAUGUUUUUUUUAUUAAACUUUUCUUCGGCCUUGAUAGGAUUCCAGUUGUCUUAUGUCGCGAUUGGAACAACAAAGCGAGACGUUAGCACACUACUGUACGUAGCAAUAGCACGCUAGAGAUGCUAACCAUACAUGUUCAGGUGUCAUCGCUCUGGAUGAAGAUGCUGCAUGGCAUGUCAUGUGACCUCCCCGCCUUUCCACCCCCGCCUGCAUGCAACCUUUGCUUAUGGCGCUUGAUAUGAAUGACUGGGUUAGCCGUCACAUGCUAGUGCCUUGAAUUCACACACUACACUCCAUCUUCACAUGAAACAAGCUUGGGCAGAAGAGUGUGGAAUGUGGACAUGAUUAAAUAAAACCCGAAAAAAGUAAAAUUACUCACCCCAACAGACUUUGAAAGGACAAGGAAAAGGUUAUUACGCUAUUCCCAAUUUCACAGAUUUUCAAAAAUUCAUUAACAAAGAAAUAAUGCUAUUUCCUUGUUAUUGUUUAGUCAUAGUUAUAUUCAUAUUUGUGCCACUUUUUAUGCAAUAUUAAGUCAAAACAAGGCAUUCAAAGAGAUGUAGUAUCCUACACUCAUCACAAGGUGUCAGUGCUGUUACACUGGCGAGCCAAUCGCCACUACAGGAAGUACUGUACAGAAACAGGAAGUAACAAAAAAACCCAAGGAACUCUCUCAAUGCUAGCAUGUGAGAGUCGAUAUCUUAUUCUCUUUUAUUUUGUCUACUAUAUUGCGUAAUAGAGGUAUAAAGGUGACUAUAGGGGUGUUAUUUCAUGUCUAGAGGGCUCUAAUUAUGUUCAAAAGUCUAUUUAGAAGGUGGUAAAGAGUUGUUUUUUUUUUUUUACCAAAAAUAAUCAAUUUAUAAAUAAGGAUUCUACUUUUAAGAAGUUCCCUUAUCACGGUUGGGUAACGAAGCGUCUUAAACGAGGGAGUACUGUCUUGCUUUUCCAAAAAUACAAAAAAAAAACAUCUUUAGAGGUUUGAUGAUGCUGGUGUGCGUGUUUUUUUUUUUUGUUGUGAUGUGUGUCUCUUAGCGGGAGUACACGCUAAACUAGCAAACCUGUUUUCAGGAAAGGUGGAUUAUAGAUUUUGGUGCAAAUGUGGGUUAAGGGGCAGGCUGUGCUUUUAUAAAUGGCUUAUAAGGGGUUAAUCAUGUUACAUAGCGUUACAUGGCGUUACGUGGCGCCGCGCAAUGCUACAUGCUGUGUAUUUCACUUGUAUUAUUAUUAUUAUUACCAACUUUGGGUGAAUGAGACGGCCAAAUUCAUAAUUCAUAAUGCUUGCAUUCAAUGUUUUAAGGCCUUGGGGGAGGUCUUGCUCUGCUUAUGUAAUCCUGUGUAGUACAUCCAGGAUGAACGACUGGUACUAACGAUGCUUGACAGCCGUUAACGGGAUCAAGGUUUGUUUUUUUUCUUAACUUGCAUCAAGUUUGACUUGUUUUUUCUUUUUUUUUUUAUUUCCAUAAUCCUUGAAUAUUUGUCUUUGAAAAUUGUAAAUAAAGUUAGAUGGAUUGUACAGACAGCCUUUUUGUUCUUGUGCAUGCUUCAACUUGUUCAUAGAACUGUAUUAAAUACCGACAUGUAGAGAAUAUAUAUAUAUAUAAAUAAUUAUAAAUACAAAUGUGAGCAUUUCUUGCUGUGUAUGAUGUACAUAAGUUGUACUGUGAUACAAAUAAUAUACGCUUGAUUUCCUUCUUUUUUUAUGAUGACCUUAUUUGGUGGCAUAUUUGAUGUAUUAUUUCCAGAUUUCAUAUUGUUUUGUAUUUAAGAUGCAGAUUUGUACUAACACAACAAAACGUUCUCGGUCGCUAUUCAAUGUAUUCUUUAUUGUAGUGCCAGUAUGGA
Messenger RNA from Doryrhamphus excisus (bluestripe pipefish), 8017 nucleotides. Its product is annotated as neuronal cell adhesion molecule-like. Gene Ontology annotation, biological process: axon guidance; cell-cell adhesion; brain development. Lineage: Eukaryota; Metazoa; Chordata; Actinopteri; Syngnathiformes; Syngnathidae. The record is from RefSeq and is a predicted model, not a curated record. Gene Ontology annotation, cellular component: axon; plasma membrane. Gene Ontology annotation, molecular function: cell-cell adhesion mediator activity.